CCCCGCUGCAGUGGGCGGAGCUCUGUAGGCUCCGCCCCCUCUCCUCCAGCCUGGGCUCAGCCGGUCGGGGCAGAAGCUGGGGCUCCGUCGCGGUAGCAGCUGCCGCCUGUCGAGCUGGAACACCCCACCCAGCCCCAGCUUUUGUCCCCUGCAGUUUGGAGACCCUGACACACCCACCUUCCCGCCUCAGCUCUGUAGAUCCCCCAGCUGCCCGGCAUGAUGAAGCCUAAGCUCAUGUACCAGGAGCUGAAGGUGCCUGCUGAGGAGCCUGCGAACGAGCUGCCAAUGAAUGAGAUUGAAGCGUGGAAAGCUGCAGAGAAGAAAGCCCGCUGGGUCCUGCUGGUCCUCAUCCUGGCGGUUGUGGGCUUCGGUGCCUUGAUGACUCAGCUGUUUCUAUGGGAAUACGGCGACUUGCAUCUCUUCGGGCCCAACCAGCGCCCAGCUCCCUGCUACGACCCCUGCGAAGCAGUGCUGGUGGAGAGCAUUCCCGAGGGCCUUGACUUCCCCAACACCUCUGUGGGCAACCCCUCCACCACCCAGGCCUGGCUGGGCCUGCUUGCCGGUGCCCACAGCAGCCUGGACAUCGCCUCCUUCUACUGGACCCUCACCAACAAUGAUACCCACACCCAGGAGCCCUCUGCCCAGCAGGGCGAGGAGGUCCUGCGGCAGCUGCAGACCCUGGCACCCCAAGGCGUGAAGGUCCGCAUAGCCGUAAGCAAGCCCAAUGGACCCCAGCCACAGGCUGACCUACAGACUCUGCUACAGAGUGGUGCCCAGGUUCGCAUGGUGGACAUGCAGAAGCUGACCCAUGGCGUCCUGCACACCAAGUUCUGGGUGGUGGACCAGACCCACUUCUACCUUGGCAGUGCCAACAUGGACUGGCGCUCCCUGACCCAGGUCAAGGAGCUGGGCGUGGUCAUGUACAACUGCAGCUGCCUAGCUCGUGACCUGACCAAGAUCUUCGAGGCCUACUGGUUCCUGGGCCAGGCGGGCAGCUCCAUCCCGUCACCCUGGCCCCGGGCCUAUGACACCCGCUACAAUCAAGAGACACCAAUGGAGAUCUGCCUCAACGGAACCCCUGCUCUGGCCUAUCUGGCAAGUGCACCCCCACCACUGUGUCCAAGUGGUCGCACCCCAGACCUGAAGGCUCUGCUCAACGUGGUGGACAGCGCCCGCAGUUUCAUCUACGUUGCAGUCAUGAACUACCUGCCCACCAUGGAGUUCUCUCAUCCACGCAGGUUCUGGCCAGCUGUUGACGACGGGCUGCGGCGGGCCGCCUAUGAACGGGGCGUCAAGGUGCGCCUGCUGGUCAGCUGCUGGGGCCACUCGGAGCUGUCCAUGCGGGCCUUCCUGCUCUCCCUGGCUGCUCUGCGUGACAACCACACCCACUUGGACAUCCAGGUGAAACUCUUUGUGGUUCCUGCGGACGAGACCCAGGCCCGGAUCCCAUAUGCCCGUGUCAGCCAUAACAAGUACAUGGUAACUGAACGUGCUGCCUACAUCGGAACCUCCAACUGGUCCGGCAGCUACUUCACAGAGACAGCAGGCACCUCACUGCUGGUGACCCAGAAUGGGCGGGGCGGCUUGCGGAGCCAGCUGGAGGCCGUGUUUGUGCGGGACUGGGACUCCCCUUACAGCCAUGAACUUGACGCCUCGGCUGACAGCGUGGGCAACGCCUGCCGCCUGCUCUGAGGCCCAGGCCUGUGGACCCAAGUGUCCUGGGUCCAGGCCCCUGUCCCCAUGCUCCUGCUUCUCUGUGCCCUGUUGUGGCCCCUGCAGGCUCCCCGCUGCUCUCCCACCUCUACCUCCACCCCUACUGGCCCGACACUGUGGCCGUGGGACCCAGCAGAGCUGGGGGAGGGAUCAACCCCCAAAGAAGUGGGGAUGCAUGCUGGGCCCAGCCCCCUGGCCCACCCCCUUUCCAGGGCAAGAAGGGUCCGAGAUUAUAAUACUAAGUAAAUAACUUGUCUGUACA
Molecule: messenger RNA, 1975 nt
Organism: Loxodonta africana (African savanna elephant)
Lineage: Eukaryota; Metazoa; Chordata; Mammalia; Proboscidea; Elephantidae
Gene: PLD3
Product: phospholipase D family member 3
Exons: 12
Coding region: 217-1692 (491 amino acids)
Molecular function (GO): catalytic activity
Source: RefSeq, a predicted model, not a curated record